AGUCUAUUCAGCCAGUGUAUUCAAUAAUACAUGAGGAAAUGGCGUCAUGGUGAUACUCUACACUCUGAGUCCUCAGCUACACAGGCCAAAUGCAGACACCGGUGAGCUGGAAACUCUCCUGAAUAAUUAAAUGUGAGUUCUGUAGUUUGGAGCAGUUUAUCUCGUCAGUCACACAUUCUGACGCAGUGUUGUGGAUGGCACAAGAAGCCGGGACUGGACUUGGUUUAUGGGACUAAAAAGACCACGAACCAUGAUUCUACACUUUCUCUUCAUCUUCUCAAUAGUGGCUCUCCCUCUCCAAGGCCUGGAGCUGUUCCCUGAGGAGGUGGAGUACAUUCGCUCUAAUCUCACAGUGGCUGUAGGAGGCACUGUCACUUUACCAUGUGGCUCUCCUCCUCCUCAAAUUUUCAUCUGGGGCUUCACCAAACCAGGCACUGACAACAACGUGGCAGUGGCCUUUAACUACGGACACGGAACCAAAGUGCAGUCCACGUCCAGCGACCUGGGACAGCUGAUCAUCCCCGAAGACACGUCCUCUCUGCAGAUUGAAGAUGUACAGGCUGAAGCACAGGGCAUGUUCACCUGUCAGGCUCUGUAUGAUGAAGAGCAGGGAGUCAGAGCCACCUUCUAUUUCACCAACCUCAGUGUAGUGGAUGAGUCCACAUAAUAGACUGAAAUGUUUUGCACGCCCAUAUAGUUCUAUAUUUAUGCAAAAAUGAUGUGUCUUUGUUCUUUGUUCUUUAAUUUUAUAUAGGAGUGAAACAAAUCUAUGAAAUA
Molecule: messenger RNA, 777 nt
Organism: Periophthalmus magnuspinnatus
Lineage: Eukaryota; Metazoa; Chordata; Actinopteri; Gobiiformes; Gobiidae
Product: V-set and immunoglobulin domain-containing protein 10-like 2
Exons: 2
Coding region: 227-667 (146 amino acids)
Source: RefSeq, a predicted model, not a curated record